Messenger RNA from Caenorhabditis bovis, 1200 nucleotides. The record is from the annotation of a GenBank genome assembly. NCBI's taxonomy places the organism in Eukaryota, Metazoa, Nematoda, Chromadorea, Rhabditida, Rhabditidae.
AUGACGCCGUCGGCUCACCAUCGAUGCUCGCGUUGCGCCGAAUCGGCUUGUUCGGAUGGCUCGUGCGUCAAAUUCGAGCAACUAUGCGACGGGCGGUACGAUUGCCCCAACGGCGACGACGAGCUCGAUUGUCGCGGAAGGGCGUUUCGAAUGGCGAACGGCACCGACACGAGCGGCUUCCUUGAAGUUCUAUUUCGUACCAAAUGGGAGCCGGUGUGCUCGGACCUGUUGACGAUUCAACAGGUUAACACCAUAUGCGAUACUAUGCGGAUUGGAGAACGCGGUGCAAUUCUUUCAAGCGAUCGCAGAAUUUCGCGUGGUUGGACGCUCGAAUGCGAUGUGGCUUGCGAAAUUCGAAAAAUGUCGAGUUGUCGAAGUCAAGCGAAAAUAUCGUGCACAUCGGACAAUGAGGACUCGUCGUCGUCGCAAUGCGGUCUGAGACGGAUCGAAGUGAACGCGCGCGACGCGAAGAGGUCGCGAAUCGCGAGAGUCGUUGGCGGUUUCGAGACGGUCGCCGGCGCGUUCCCAUGGACGGCGGCGAUUCGAAUCAAAUCGACGCGAGCGCAUCAUUGUGGCGCUUCAAUCCUCGAUCACACCCAUCUGAUAACCGCCGCUCAUUGUUUCGAAGAAGACGUCCGAGUGACCUCUUAUGAGAUAGUUGUCGGCGAUUGGGAUAAUGAAGAAGAUGAUGGAACCGAGCAAUUCUUCGAUAUUGCGCGUUUACACUUUUACCCACUUUAUAAGGACAUUUUCGCGCACGACAUCGUUAUCAUCGAGAUUGAGCCUCCUGGAAUCCGCUAUUCCACCUACGUCCAACCGAUUUGCCUUCCGUCAAGGGAAUUUGUGUACACGCCGGGCCGGCAAUGCGUGGUUUCCGGUUGGGGCAGCAUGGGAUUGCGGUACGCGCAUCGCCUUCAAGCCGCCCUUAUCCCGAUUAUCGAUCGAUUCGAUUGUGUCAAUUCUUCGGAGAUCUAUCAUUCCAUGAGCCGGUCGGCGUUCUGCGCCGGUUAUCUGGAAGGCGGCAUUGAUUCGUGUCAAGGGGAUUCGGGAGGGCCAUUCGCGUGUAGACGACAAGACGGUGCCUUUGUCUUGGCCGGUGUAAUCAGCUGGGGUGACGGUUGUGCCCAGAAAAAGCAGCCAGGAAUUUACACCAUGGUCGCACCGUAUCUAACUUGGAUCAAUGGGAUUCUCAACGAAUGA